CUCACUCGAGUGCCUGUGGAGUCGUGUAGCCAGUACGAGACCUGCAGCGAGUGCUUGGGCUCAGGCGACCCUCACUGUGGAUGGUGUGUUCUUCACAACACGUGCACGAGAAAGGAGCGGUGCGAGCGCUCCAGCGAGCCUCGGAGAUUCGCCUCGGAGAUGAAGCAAUGUGUCCGGCUCACCGUGCAUCCCAACAACAUCUCCGUCUCCCAGUACAACGUAUUGCUGGUCUUGGAGACCUACAACGUCCCCGAGCUGUCAGCAGGAGUCAAUUGUACCUUUGAGGACCUUUCGGAGAUGGAUGGCUUGGUGGUGGGCAGUCAGAUCCAGUGCAUCUCACCAGCUGCCAAAGAGGUGCCCCAGAUCAUCACAGAGAACGGAGACCAUCACAUUGUCCAGCUUCAGCUCAAGUCCAAGGAAACGGGUAUGACCUUUGCCAGUACCAGCUUCGUCUUCUACAACUGCAGCGUCCACAACUCGUGUCUGUCAUGUGUGGAGAGCCCGUACCGGUGUCACUGGUGCAAGUACCGCCACGUCUGCACUCAUGACCCCAGCUCCUGCUCCUUCCAGGAAGGACGAGUCAAGCUGCCAGAGGACUGUCCCCAGCUGCUGCAGGCAGAGAAGAUCCUGGUGCCGGUGGAAGUGAUCAAGCCCAUCACGCUGAAGGCCAAGAACCUGCCCCAGCCACAGUCAGGCCAGCGAGGCUAUGAGUGCAUCCUGAACAUCCAAGGCAACGAGCAGCGGGUGCCUGCCUUGAGGUUCAACAGCUCCAGCGUGCAGUGCCAGAACACUUCGUAUUCGUACGAAGGGAUGGAGAUUAACAGCCUGCCGGUGGAGCUGACGGUUGUGUGGAACGGGAAUUUCAACAUUGACAACCCAGCACAGAACAAAGUUCACCUGUACAAGUGUGGGGCCAUGCGGGACAGCUGCGGACUCUGCCUGAAAGCUGACCCAGACUUCGAGUGUGGCUGGUGCGAGGGGCAGAACCAGUGCACGUUGAAGCAGCACUGCCCAGCCCAGGACAGCCAGUGGCUGGAGUUGUCCAGCACCAAGGGCAAGUGCACCAACCCCAAGAUCAUGGAUAUCAAUCCAGUGACGGGCCCUCGUGAAGGAGGGACCAAGGUGACCAUCCGUGGGGAGAAUCUGGGGCUGGAGUUCAGAGAUAUCGCGUCUCACGUCAAAGUGGCCGGAGUGGAGUGCAAACCGCUGGUGGAAGGGUACAUCCCAGCAGAGCAGAUAGUAUGUGAGAUGGGGGAGGCCAAACCUAGCCAGCAUGCCGGAUUUGUGGAAAUCUGUGUGACCGAGUGCAAACCAGAGUUCAUGGCCAGGUCUUCGCAGCUCUACUACUUUAUGACUCUGACGCUCUCUGAUCUCAAGCCGAAGCGGGGACCAGUGUCAGGUGGCACCCAGGUGACAAUUACAGGCAACAACCUCAAUGCGGGCAGCAAUGUCAUCGUGACCUUUGGGCGACAACCGUGCCUCUUCUACAGGAGAUCCACCAAGUACAUCGUUUGUAACACCACUGCCUCAGAUGAAGGCUUUGAGAAGGUGAAGGUGUCCGUGAGAGUGGACAAAGCCAAGAUACGUCAAGAGUUGCAGUAUGAAUAUGUAGAGGAUCCAACCAUCCUGAGGAUCGAACCUGAGUGGAGCAUCUUCAGUGGUAACACACCAAUUGCAGUGUGGGGAACUCACCUAGACCUGAUCCAAAAUCCUCAGAUCCGAGCAAAGCAUGGUGGAAAGGAACACAUCAACAACUGUGAGGUGCAGAACAGUACAGAGAUGACCUGCCAGGCUCCAGCACUGGCUGUUGAUCCCAAUCACCAGUCUGAGCUCGCCGAGCGUCCGGAAGAGUUUGGCUUCAUUCUUGACAACGUGCAGUCCCUGCUAAUUCUCAAUAAAACCAACUUCACCUACUACCCGAAUCCGAUCUUCGAGGUUUUCAAUCCCUCGGGGAUCUUGGAGCUGAAGCCGGGAAGUCCCAUCAUACUGAAGGGCAAGAACUUGAUACCACCAGUGGCAGGAGGGAAUGCCAAGCUGAACUACACUGUUUUGGUUGGUGAGAAGCCCUGUGCAGUGACCGUAUCAGAUGUGCAGCUGCUGUGUGAAUCCCCAAACCUCAUUGGACGGCACAAGGUGAUGGCUCGCGUAGGAGGAAUGGAGUUCUCUCCAGGGAUGGUUUACAUCUCUCCAGACAGCCCUCUCAGCUUGCCAGCUAUCGUCAGCAUUGCGGUGGCCGGUGGCCUGCUCAUCAUCUUCAUCGUGGCUGUGUUGAUCGCAUACAAGCGCAAAUCCAGGGAAAGUGACCUCACCCUCAAGCGUCUGCAGAUGCAGAUGGACAACCUGGAGUCCAGGGUGGCACUGGAGUGCAAAGAAGCCUUUGCAGAGCUACAGACAGAUAUUCACGAGCUGACAAGUGAUCUGGAUGGAGCGGGGAUCCCUUUCCUCGAUUACCGAACCUACACCAUGAGGGUCCUUUUCCCUGGCAUUGAAGAUCAUCCAGUCCUGAGGGAUCUGGAGGUCCCUGGCUAUAGGCAGGAACGGGUGGAGAAAGGCCUGAAGCUCUUUGCCCAGCUCAUCAACAACAAGGUUUUCCUGCUGUCCUUCAUCCGCACGCUGGAGUCCCAGCGCAGCUUCUCCAUGCGGGACCGUGGUAACGUGGCCUCACUGAUCAUGACGGUGCUGCAGAGCAAGCUGGAGUAUGCUACUGAUGUCCUCAAACAGCUCUUGGCUGACCUCAUAGACAAAAAUCUGGAGAGCAAGAACCACCCCAAGCUGCUGCUCCGGAGGACAGAGUCUGUGGCUGAGAAAAUGCUCACUAACUGGUUCACCUUCCUUCUGUACAAGUUCCUCAAGGAGUGUGCUGGCGAACCUCUGUUCUCCCUUUUCUGUGCCAUCAAGCAGCAGAUGGAAAAGGGUCCCAUCGACUCGAUCACUGGGGAGGCCCGGUACUCACUGAGUGAGGACAAGCUUAUCCGACAGCAGAUUGAUUACAAGACACUGGUCCUGAGCUGCGUGAACCCCGACAACGUGAACAGCCCCGAGAUCCCGGUGAAGAUCCUGAACUGUGACACCAUCACACAGGUCAAGGAGAAGAUCCUCGAUGCCAUCUUCAAGAAUGUGCCCUGUUCCCACCGGCCCAAAGCUGCUGAUAUGGACUUGGAGUGGCGGCAAGCAAGCGGUGCCAGGAUGAUCCUUCAGGAUGAAGACAUCACAACCAAGAUUGAGAAUGACUGGAAGAGGCUCAACACGCUGGCACAUUAUCAGGUGCCAGAUGGAUCUGUGGUAGCUUUAGUCUCCAAGCAAGUCACUGCCUACAAUGCAGUCAACAACUCCACGGUCUCCCGAACAUCAGCCAGCAAGUAUG
Messenger RNA from Apaloderma vittatum (bar-tailed trogon), 3364 nucleotides. RefSeq names its product plexin-A4. NCBI's taxonomy places the organism in Eukaryota, Metazoa, Chordata, Aves, Trogoniformes, Trogonidae. The annotation marks the transcript as partial. The record is from RefSeq and is a predicted model, not a curated record. Gene Ontology annotation, cellular component: semaphorin receptor complex. The transcript has 23 exons. Gene Ontology annotation, biological process: positive regulation of axonogenesis; regulation of cell shape; negative regulation of cell adhesion. Gene Ontology annotation, molecular function: semaphorin receptor activity.